This is a messenger RNA of Alternaria alternata, 2734 nucleotides long. Its product is annotated as P-loop containing nucleoside triphosphate hydrolase protein. The record is from RefSeq and is a predicted model, not a curated record. Gene Ontology annotation, molecular function: ATP hydrolysis activity; ATP binding. The transcript has 7 exons. Lineage: Eukaryota; Fungi; Ascomycota; Dothideomycetes; Pleosporales; Pleosporaceae. The coding region runs from base 78 to 2657 and encodes 859 amino acids.
GAUGACUGACAGAGCCAGUAGGCCACCCUUCUCCUGAGACCAAGCUUCCUAAAGAGAAGCACAGAGAAAAGAUUCUCAUGGAACGUCUUGGCUCCGCUAUAAACAAAGGGAUCGCAGCUAAUUUCGACAACACCACUGACUUGGAGGUGGUGACAGACAAGAGAAGCGAGCAACGUUAUAUCAAAGUAAGAUUCGGUGACUCAGAAUUUUAUGUUGUGCCAUGGACAGCGUGCUACUCUUGGCGAGCCAUGGAAGCACUUCUAAUGGAGUGGUAUCGCGAAGAUGAAGACACUUUGCGUGACAUCAGUAAUGGCGACAUCACCAUCUUCCAUAGAGUCAACGGCUAUAUCCAUCCCCAAACAUGGGAAGAGGUCAUCGAACAUGGUUCUCAGAUUGACUUUUGGACUCACUCUGCGUAUGACUCAGACAGUUCAGAAGAUUCACAUCCACCAGAAAGCAAAAUGUACGAAAGUAGUGUGCAAUAUGUUGUCAACUUCCGACGAAGCAGGGCCGACGGUGAGGAGUACUUGGUCACAACGAAGACAUACAAAGAACCAGUGGAAUUUGAGGUUGCAGACAACAACGACAGACUACCUGCGUUACAGGAGAUCAAGGAUGUCUUGUCACCACAUCAUCAGGACACGGAAACAACCGGAGAAAUCACCGAUGGCAAGAAGACGAAGCUUGGAACCCAUGAUCGCGUUGUCGAGACAAGUCUGAAGAUUAACUCUCAGUAUCUGCUCAACGUUCUCAAAUCUGUGAUCACGUACACGAGUACUGCACCGGAGAAACGGAUGAAUAAUCUAACCACUGGCCUAUUUUAUCACCCUUACCAAGAUCUCUUCCAUCACCUUCCAGACUUACUCGAAUACAAAAAUGGAAACUCGGCUCUCCGUAACAAGCACACCACCUUUUUCAACGAGAAGUUUGACGAGCAUCUGAACCUCCUGGAUGAUUACCUAAAUUCGAAGUCCGGGGCGCCGACAGCGGAGUUCAAUGCGCGUCUUGAAAGGAAGAUACCCACUGUCACGUUUGCCACGUACUGGUUGCUGCUUAAGCCAGGGACUCAAGUAUAUGUUAGAUACGAUGAUGGAUCCCUCAAUGCAUUUAUAUUACAGAGGGUGGAAGGAGGCCCGUCUGAGCGUGGAGGAGAAAAGACCAACCGGAAUUACAACAUACUUGUAUGGAAUCUGAUGUUUGAUGGAAGAGUCAUGUUGCCUGGCUUCCGCAACCUCGAAAUCAGUGUCUUUGACAAUGAACGAGAUAUCACUAGCCUCAAGGUUUUUCCAGCUCACUUCAUUGAUGACAACGACAAUGGCAAAUUGGAGGAGAGGCUUGUCGAGCGUGGCAAACGCUUCUUCACCUACUGUAAGGCCCCGGCGUUCCUGCAGUAUACAGGCAAGAGCUCAGUGGCGAAGAAUAAGACGUACAAACGUGCUCGUGUCGUCGUCGAACAUGCCUCUAUGCCCUGGACCAAUGAAGCCUUCGAAAAGGUCGACCAUCAUUCCCCUGACACAUACUCAAUUGCAGUUCGCGAGGUGACCCGCGCGGCGCGCUGCGAGUGUAAGGAUUGCCGAACUUCUUUUGACUUACAGGAGAGGUACGAUAAGGAGCCAUUCAGCGAUUACUUCGAUAUCAUACCCAGUGAGACUGAAGUGCUUGAGCGCCAACAAUAUAAAAUCAUGGACUCUCACAUGUAUGCCUUUGUCUUGAAAGAUCGAAUAUACGAUCUACUGGAUGUUGAAGGACUCGAACAAGCGAGCAUGGCUGAAGACGCUAUCAGUAGCCUCGUGAUGGAAGACAAUAACAAGGAGAUGAUUAAGGCCAUUGCUCGAACUUACACCGAUAGUGACCAAUCUUCAAGAUUCAGUGCAGACUUCAUCCAUGGUAAAGGUGAAGGCCAGAUCAUUCUGCUGCAUGGCCCUCCCGGUACUGGGAAGACGCUCACAGCUGAAUCUGUUGCUGAGUACACCAAGCGGCCUUUGCUCAGCAUCACCGCAGCCGAUCUGGGUCACGAACCUGAAGCGUUAGAGACGAGCCUCUUGCGCUACUUCAAGAGGGCUAGCGACUGGGAUGCUAUAGUUCUGCUUGACGAGGCAGAUGUAUACCUUGAGCAGCGUACAACUCAUGAUUUGAAGCGCAACAGUAUUGUGUCCGUGUUUCUACGGGCGUUGGAUUAUUUUCAGGGCAUACUCUUCCUGACCACAAACCGUGUGGGUCACUUCGACGAAGCUUUCAUGUCACGCAUUCAUCUAUCGCUCGGAUAUGAACCGCUCAGCAACAACGCAAGGGAGAAGAUCUGGGACAAUCUGUUCAAGAAGCUACAGCAGGAUCACAAACGUGGCGGACCUGAGAUCACUUAUGAGUAUGACGCCAAGAGGUAUGUCCAAAGUCGCGACGUUCAGGCUUUGGAAUGGAAUGGUAGAGAGAUUCGGAACGCCUUCCAAACCGCCGUGGCGUUGGCUGUGUUUGAUGCCAAGUACAAAGCAAGCGGCAAAGUUCCGGAAGUGACAGAAGCCCACCUCAAGCAGGUUGUUUCGAUGUCUUCAGCGUUCCGGAAAUAUAUGACGGCAACACAUAGCGGUAUGGAUGCCUCGUCCUGGGCGUAUAAGCAUGGUAAUCGCGAAGACAAGUAUCCGGGCACGCUGGCGAAAUGAGAAAUUUCGUGGAGAGUCGGCAGUGCUUUGGCGUACCUACUAGCACAACAGUAGCGCUGGUGAUGGUCAAUUGCUCA